Molecule: messenger RNA, 3043 nt
Organism: Mus pahari (shrew mouse)
Lineage: Eukaryota; Metazoa; Chordata; Mammalia; Rodentia; Muridae
Gene: Hhip
Product: hedgehog interacting protein
Exons: 13
Coding region: 492-2594 (700 amino acids)
Source: RefSeq, a predicted model, not a curated record
GAGAGGCUGUGUGAGAAGCUGCAGCCGCCGGCAGAGGAGACCUCAGCAUCCUCGGGAACCCAGCGCCGACCCUGCCUCCGCCCGGCCUGCUGCCGCCACCGCCGCCCUUUCGGUUCCUGCUACUGUCUCACCUAAACAACUCCCAUUCAGCGGACAAGCGAAGUUCUAUGACUCUCUUCUCCUCUCCUUCCUCCUCUUCUUCCAACUCCUUCUCCUCCCACUUCCCAACCGCUGUGGAAAGCCCCUAACCCAACAGACGCUGGCAAGGCUGCGGACAAGUGUCAUCUGCACUUUAUCUUGCUGCUCCGGCUGCCCUAAGGCAAAGUCGCAUAGCUCUACAUCUUUCUUUCCCAGCCACCUCCCUCUGCCCCCAAGAGCGUCCCGCCGCCCCGCAGCACUCUCCUGGAGCUGCGCCCUAGUGCCCCUGCUGGGCAGUGGCCUUUCCCCCACCCCAUCCUCCCGCGUCCUGCCCUUGCUGCUCCGGGCAGACGAUGCUGAAGAUGCUCUCGUUUAAACUGCUACUGCUGGCCGUGGCUCUGGGCUUCUUUGAAGGAGAUGCGAAGUUUGGGGAAAGGAGCGAAGGGAGCGGAGCGAGAAGGAGAAGGUGCCUGAAUGGGAACCCCCCAAAGCGCCUAAAAAGAAGGGACAGGCGGGUGAUGUCCCAGCUGGAGCUGCUCAGUGGAGGAGAAAUCCUGUGUGGUGGCUUCUACCCACGAGUAUCUUGCUGCCUGCAGAGUGACAGCCCUGGAUUGGGGCGUCUGGAGAACAAGAUCUUUUCUGCCACCAACAACUCAGAAUGCAGCAGGCUGCUUGAGGAGAUCCAAUGUGCUCCCUGCUCCCCCCAUUCCCAGAGCCUCUUCUACACACCCGAAAGAGAUGUCCUGGAUGGGGACCUCGCACUUCCCCUCCUCUGCAAGGACUACUGCAAAGAAUUCUUUUAUACUUGUCGGGGCCAUAUUCCAGGUCUUCUUCAAACAACUGCUGAUGAAUUUUGCUUUUACUAUGCAAGAAAAGAUGCUGGGUUAUGCUUUCCAGACUUCCCGAGAAAGCAAGUCAGAGGACCAGCAUCUAACUACUUGGGCCAGAUGGAAGACUAUGAGAAAGUGGGGGGAAUCAGCAGAAAACACAAACACAACUGCCUCUGUGUCCAGGAGGUCAUGAGUGGGCUGCGGCAGCCUGUGAGCGCUGUGCACAGCGGGGAUGGCUCCCAUCGGCUCUUCAUUCUAGAGAAGGAAGGCUACGUGAAGAUUCUAACCCCAGAAGGAGAACUGUUCAAGGAGCCUUACUUGGACAUUCACAAACUUGUUCAAAGUGGAAUAAAGGGAGGAGACGAAAGGGGCCUGCUAAGUCUGGCAUUCCAUCCCAAUUACAAGAAAAAUGGAAAGCUGUAUGUGUCUUAUACCACCAACCAGGAACGGUGGGCUAUCGGGCCUCACGACCACAUUCUUAGGGUUGUGGAAUACACAGUAUCCAGGAAAAAUCCCCAUCAAGUUGAUGUGAGAACAGCCAGGGUGUUUCUGGAAGUCGCUGAGCUCCAUCGAAAGCAUCUUGGGGGACAGCUGCUCUUUGGUCCCGAUGGCUUUUUGUACAUCAUCCUUGGGGAUGGUAUGAUCACAUUGGAUGACAUGGAAGAGAUGGAUGGGUUAAGUGACUUCACAGGCUCUGUGCUGAGGCUGGACGUGGACACCGACAUGUGCAAUGUGCCUUAUUCCAUACCACGGAGUAACCCGCACUUCAACAGCACCAACCAGCCCCCAGAAGUAUUUGCUCACGGUCUCCAUGAUCCAGGCAGAUGUGCCGUGGAUCGACAUCCCACUGAUAUAAACAUCAAUUUAACAAUACUUUGCUCAGAUUCCAACGGGAAAAACAGGUCAUCAGCCAGAAUCCUACAGAUAAUAAAGGGAAGAGAUUAUGAAAGUGAGCCAUCUCUUCUUGAAUUCAAGCCAUUCAGUAACGGCCCUUUGGUGGGUGGAUUUGUUUACAGAGGCUGUCAAUCUGAAAGAUUGUAUGGAAGCUAUGUGUUUGGAGAUCACAAUGGGAAUUUCUUAACCCUCCAGCAAAGCCCAGUGACCAAGCAAUGGCAAGAAAAGCCGCUCUGUCUGGGCGCCAGCAGCUCCUGUCGAGGCUACUUUUCGGGUCACAUCUUGGGAUUUGGAGAAGAUGAAUUAGGAGAGGUUUACAUUCUAUCAAGCAGUAAGAGUGUGACCCAGACUCACAAUGGAAAGCUCUACAAGAUCGUAGACCCCAAAAGACCUUUAAUGCCUGAGGAAUGCAGAGUCACAGUUCAGCCUGCCCAGACACUGACCUCGGAUUGCUCCCGGCUCUGUCGGAAUGGUUACUACACCCCUACUGGCAAGUGCUGCUGCAGUCCGGGCUGGGAAGGAGACUUCUGCAGACUUGCCAAGUGUGAGCCAGCGUGCCGUCAUGGAGGUGUCUGUGUCAGACCAAACAAGUGCCUCUGUAAAAAGGGCUAUCUCGGUCCUCAAUGUGAACAAGUGGACAGGAACGUCCGCAGAGUGACCAGGGCAGGUAUCCUUGAUCAGAUCAUUGACAUGACAUCUUACUUGCUGGAUCUCACAAGUUACAUUGUAUAGUUUCUGGGACAGUUGGAGUAUAUCUUUCCAGUGGGCAUUUAUUUUGACCUUGUCAUUAAAAAGAGAGACUGUCCUUCUGCUACACACUCCUGUGAUUUCAUUUUCUUUUAGUAAUUUAAAAGCAAUUUUCAGAAAUGUACAGAUCUCAGCGUGUAUGUUGGCACAUUUCUUCACAUCUGCAUACGCACGCACAACCCCAAACUUGAGGUUGUAUAACAGAAGGGUUUUUUGUUUUGUUUUGCUUUAAUACCAACUUGCUGGUGUGGAGUACUUUACACAGAAGUUCCACUGCAAAUUCGUCACAGAGUUUUUUUAUGGCAUUGGAAGAUAUUCUUUUACAUUUCAGGAAAUUCUGUCUGUAAUUACUAAAGUUGACCUUACUAGGGUUUUGAAAUGUUCUUGUGCAAUGUGGUGGAAGUAUUUUUAUAUUAAAGGUCUAUAAUAAGAGA